CAUGCGCGCGGAGAAGGGUGACGUCGGGCGGCGGCCAGGAAGCAGGCGCGAGGCGGUCGGAGCGGCCCCCGCACGGCGUCCUGCGCUCCCCAGCGCCUGCGUGGGUGCCCGCUGCGGUCCGCAGGUGAAAGAUGGCGUUUGUGAAGAGUGGAUGGUUGCUGCGACAGACCAACCUUUCCCAUUUUUUUCAGGUACUAUUUUGAAGCGUUGGAAGAAGAAUUGGUUUGACUUGUGGUCGGAUGGUCACCUGAUCUAUUAUGAUGACCAAACUCGGCAGAGCAUUGAGGAUAAGGUCCAUAUGCCAGUAGACUGCAUUAAUAUCCGCACCGGGCACGAGUGUCGGGAUAUUCAGCCUCCGGAUGGGAAGCCAAAAGAAUGUAUGCUGCAGAUUGUUUGCCGAGAUGGGAAAACUAUCAGUCUUUGUGCAGAAAGCACAGAUGAUUGUUUAGCCUGGAAAUUUACACUCCAGGAUUCCAGGAUAAACACAGCUUAUGUUGGCUCAGAAGUCCUGUAUGAUGAAACAACUGUGGCUUCUUCCCCACCUCCUUACACAGCCUAUGCCACACCAACCCCUGAGACAUAUGGCUGUGGUCCAUACAGUGGUGCGUACCCACCAGGAACUCAAGUUGUCUAUGCUGCAAACGGGCAGGCUUAUGCUGUACCCUACCAGUAUCCAUAUGCAGGACUUUAUGGACAACAGCCUGCCAACCAAGUCAUCAUUCAAGAGCGGUAUCGAGACAAUGACAGUGAUCUGGCUCUGGGCAUGCUGGCUGGAGCAGCCACGGGCAUGGCCUUAGGGUCUCUGUUCUGGGUCUUCUAAAGUCCUUCAUAUCUGGAUUUGCAUAGCUUCUGAUGCCCUGUGUGCAAUACUAUAAUUUGCAGGGUGUUUCUGUUGGUGAUAAAUGUUUUUAAUAAUAGUUUGAAUAGUUCUUUUGAAAGUGGUGACAUCAUAGUUUAAUCCAUACACUUACUGUAGAGAAGACUUCUGACUUCUGCUUAGCUAAAACAUGAACUUUUUGGAGCACUGGUUCAUUCCAGGAGUUUCUUUGUAGAACUCCCUGGAAGAUCUUAUUUUGAACACACCUGUUUUGAAAGGCAUUUUCUUUUCAGAGUUAGGUAUUAGUGCUUAAGGGACAAGUACUUUACUGUUGUGUUAAUAGUAUGGUGAUGUAUGAGUGAGUGUUGUGGAAAGGAGUUGAUGCAGUUGCAGUUUCUGUUAAACAUCAAAUUUACAAGCCUUAGAUCAAAACUGGGUGCAAGUAACUUCAGGAAUCGUGGGCUGUUAAGCUCUCAGGAAUUUCCCUGAGGCAGUGGGGUUGAUAUUCCCACCAUCUAUAGGGCCAGUGACUGCUCAGGAUGAUGGGGGAGGGGCAGCCCUCCCUCCUCCUCCCCUUUAAAAUAAUGCUUCAUUUUAGUCUUUGUUUUCUUGGUACUGAUCCUUGGAAAAUAUCUCACAUUAGGAAUUGACAUAAGCCUCAGAGUUUUUUAGGGCUUUAUCCUUUAAAAUUUGAAGAAGGCAAAAUAAUUCCAAAUAUGUGGAGGUAGAUUGACUUUAUUCAGAGACAUUAUGUUUUUAGUGGCUGCUUUGAGUAUUUUUAUUGCCACCUCAGACUACUUAUAGCUUAUUUUUCUACUUGUUGAGAAAGUGCUAUUAAAAGAAUGGUGAGGAAAAUGGAAUGAGAGCCAUAGCUACGAUGUUACUGUGUCAGGCUUCCAGGGAUUGCACUGUGUAGAGGAUGCUCUUUUCUGUCCUUCUGAAGGCUGUUAAAGAGCAGGUGUCUUGUAUUGUGCAGGAUUGGGGCCUGUAGCUGUCCCCCAAGCACUGAGGUGCAUGGAGCCCUGGUGGUAGCAUACUGGGGCUCUUGGGACCAUGGCUGUGGGGGAGACUCAGGUUAUAGAUGGGAAAUGAGGCCAAAGGACAUGAAUGACCUGCUGUUGUCAAGAUAUUACUCAACCUGACUAGGACACCAGCUUUGUUUUUAUUCCUGACUCAGGUGUCAUAGAGAAGUGUAAACAUUUAAUUUUGAGCCCCAGCAAUGUUUGAAGCCCUGGAAAACCCCAUAAUACUGCAUUUCCAUUAUUUAUGUGAAUUUAUAAAGCCCCUGAUUAGUCCAUUUUACUGUCCUGCAUACUUUAGAAAAUGUUAGCACAGUAACAGUGCCUGUCCUCGCACUCUCUUGUGGCCCGUUUCCACAAAAUACACUCCUAGUACCACAAAUUUUAUUUUCAUUUUCUGUGGCCAGUUACAUACAUAACUCAUGUGUCUUACUGGUCAACUGACUCCAUCUCUGAGCAGAUUUAAAUAGAUCUCCACGUGGAAGCAUCUGCCACAAAUGACCUUUAUGGUGACCACAGGCAGGCCUGGUUUCCUGGACAGUUCUGGUGAACUUAUGGCCACUGUAGAGUCUGUAUCUAGCUGAAAGGAAGUGCACUUGAUUGUCAUUUCUUUGGAUAUUUGAUACAGCGGAAAAUUGCCAGAUGAUGUGUGACAACGCCAGUUUUGUUGGUUAAAAAUGUUGCUUUUAUGAUUUUACAUCCUAUAUAGUAAGAAUGGCUUUAUUCAGAUUAUAGUCAUUACUAGAGCUGUAUGCUUUACUAACAAAAUAUUAAGCAGUUUUUAAUGUUGAAUUGGGGUAUUAAUUUUGAACUUAGAGUUACUGGAACCACACACUAUUGAGUUAGGUCACUGAAAUGCCCAGGAAGCAGAGUUCCCAACUGACAGAAGGGGAAGAUGUGAACUGAAGUUUAGGCAUUUGUGUGUGCACCCUGUUGGCCAGCCCGACUGCGCAGACAGAGUUGAGCCUGGAAAUUCACUGUUGCCAGUGACUUGAUGCUGAUACGAAAUGCAUAGUGGUUAUAAAGAUGGGCUGAGAUACUUCAUUUCCCUGGUCCAGCUUCCAAAGAUGUUAACUUUGUGAUCUCAAUUUAGGUAAUCCUAAGUAAAAAAGUUAAGAGGUGGAAGCAGCUUGUUCAGGUGUGAGUAGGCAUUUCACUGUCAUGUAUACCUCUAUAUAAUGUACCUGAAAGAAGUUGGCCACUGACCUUGCACACAUGCCAAUCUGAUCUUUUAAUUCCUGGAGUGCACUUCAGAGUCUUAGUAAAGAGAAGGGAGAGACCAGUGGCUGUGUUUCAGAUGAUCAUCCUGAAACAGGCCAGACCAGGACCCCCAGGAUGUUUGUACGGUUGAGACAAAUGGCCCAGGUAUAUUUUCUACAUUAGUUAUGAUCUGUUUCAUUUUUCUUUCUCCUUCCCAAGUUUAUGUAGACACAGGCAUGGAAUGCAGUUCCAUUUUUCACCCCUAGAAUUGAUCUAUUUUCUGAUUGCUUCCCUGUCUCUGGUAUUCUCUUAUGUCCUCAGAACCUGUUUUUCCCUGUAUAUGCAAAUUGUAUGUUUAUAGGUGAAAUGUUAAUACAUUAAAUGAUUAACCUUAAAGCAUA
Canis lupus familiaris (dog) is the source of this 3437-nucleotide messenger RNA. RefSeq names its product pleckstrin homology domain containing B2 (gene PLEKHB2). The record is from RefSeq and is a predicted model, not a curated record. The transcript is spliced from 8 exons. The coding region runs from base 2 to 820 and encodes 272 amino acids. Gene Ontology annotation, biological process: regulation of cell differentiation. Gene Ontology annotation, cellular component: membrane. NCBI's taxonomy places the organism in Eukaryota, Metazoa, Chordata, Mammalia, Carnivora, Canidae.